Eurytemora carolleeae is the source of this 2702-nucleotide messenger RNA. RefSeq names its product testin (gene Tes). The transcript is spliced from 13 exons. The coding region runs from base 100 to 2370 and encodes 756 amino acids. The record is from RefSeq and is a predicted model, not a curated record. Gene Ontology annotation, molecular function: zinc ion binding. NCBI's taxonomy places the organism in Eukaryota, Metazoa, Arthropoda, Copepoda, Calanoida, Temoridae.
AAGAUGAUUUAUUUUAAUGGAAAAACCACUGAAUUGUGAGUUGUCACUGCAGGAAAACUUCACGUUUUAAGUGAAUUUUAAAAAAAUCUUGAAAGGACAAUGUCUGAACACGGGUUCCUGUCUCCGAACCCAGCUCUAUUUGAGCUGGAGAACUUGAAGAAGCGUCCAGGAUUAGCUCAUGAGCUAGGAGCUGGAGCAGCCUGCUCAAACUGUAAAGACAAGUGUCCUGGUUUUCAGCUCCAUUUCUGGAGGAAAGUAUGUAUGAACUGCCGGUGUGGUAAAGCUGAACAUAAUGUGGUCGAACAUUCAGAUCCUGGUUUCUACUUUGUCGGUCGACUCUUCGACAGACCUCUACGGACGAAGGAAGAGGAAUUACAUUUUGUUUACGGAGAUGUUUUCCAGGAUACCACUGAUCAAUCACGAGCUGGUAAGGAGAUGAAACUUGAUUGGGUUCCACCAGGAGUAACUGUAGACCUAGCUUCAAGAUAUCUUAAAUCUAUCCCACAGGAGUACUUAUCCAUACAGGGUUCUGACGGAGCUAAGAGAAGGUUGGUUCAGCUGGAGAAACAGUUUCCAAUCCAUGAUGUUGAACCAACUCAGUGUCAUCAACUUUCUCAUACAGAGAUACAAAUGAUGAAUAGUUAUGUAUCAAGUGUACGUGAGCGUGUGGCUGGUCAAGGUCAGGUUCAGGAACUACCUGCCCUUCUCCCUCCCGGUCAACCUCAACCCUACCAGAGGUCAAACAAUGAUUUUAUCCAAGCCUGGAGGACGGAUGACGAGGAUACAUAUCAGAAUAUGCCGCCAGUACCCACCUCGAUGCCCCCACCGCUUCCUUCGACGGGUCCCCCGUCACUUCCGAAGUAUUCGAGCACGAAACCAGGAGGAUAUAAUCCUGGAGGAGAUCCAGUAGAACUCGAGCAUAUGUUCGAUCUUCUUGAUGUUAAGGAUGGAGUGAGAGCUGGAUACAAUUCAGGUUUAUCAGGAACAUUCCAUGCUCGUCCUUAUGGCCAGCAGCACCAGGCGACCAGGUUUCCAGGUUCAACUGGUUCAUCAGUUUCAUCUGCUUCUCCUUCUCCUCCUCAUCCUUCUCAUCCUUCUCUUCCCUUAUCUCUUCAGUCUCUUACUCAUCCUUCAUCCGUACACUCUUCCUCUCAUCCUUCAUCCGUACACUCUCCUUCUCAUUCUUCCUCCAGAAAUUCACAUCUACAACCAACAUCUCAUUAUCCUUCUAGUCUCUCUGGUAGUUCUGGGUCAGGAAACAGCAUCCUGGAUCCAAGACAGAGACCUGCUCUAUCUAGACCUGGAGAAACAGAUCCAACCCUAACCCAGGAUGGAGAAGGAUGGAGAUGUAAAGGAUGUCAGGGGAAAAUGGUUCCCGGAGAAGUUGCAAUAUUUGCUGAACGUGCUGGACCGGAGACUUGCUGGCAUCCAUCUUGUUUUUCAUGUACCAGCUGUGGCGAUCUUCUAGAAGACCUUUUGUACUUCUACAGCCAUGGGAAACUGUACUGCGGCAGAGAUUUUGCAGAAAUGUUGAAUAUUCCUCGUUGUGCAGCUUGCGAUGAGUUGAUAUUCGCCACAGAGUAUACAGGAGCUGAGGAUAGAUUCUGGCAUUUAAAACAUUUCUGCUGUUAUGAGUGUGACACACCGCUAGCUGGGCAUAAAUAUAUUCCGGUCAACUCACAACCUUACUGUCUAGUUUGCUGGCAGAACAAACAUGGAAAGGUUUGUAGUUCGUGUACUGGAUAUAUUGGUGCUGAGGAACAGAGGGUUACUCUAGCAGAUAAUCAUUGGCAUGCUACAGAGGAUUGCUUCAAGUGCGGGGUUUGCAGCGUGAGUUUGCUUGGUGGUAAAAUGACACGACGAGAAGGAGUAUUGUUGUGUAGUUCUGUCUGUGCAACUAAACUAUCGGAGCAAAGUCGUCCUCAACCCGUCCCACCAAGGUUGGAACCAACAGGAAACUUUGCAUCUCAGAUCCGAUCCCAUACUUCUCCUGGAACUCUAGGCGCAGGAAGACCUAGAGAGGAACCAAGGGUUCCCCAACCCGGAGUAGGUUCUCGUAAUAUGGGCGGAACAAGUGAGCUUCGCCCCUGGCAACCACUGCUCCACGCCAGGACGUAUCCGUCUCAGAAUCCAGAGAAUAUUUCCCGACAACAGGAUUCUCAUCCACACAACUAUCAUAACCAUCCUGCAUCUAAACACCCGAUAGAUCAGCUCCUUGCAUCCAAACAGCAGAGACAUGUUCAAUUCGCAGUAGAUCAGGACGGCGUACAGGACGGAUUUAGAAGAGAAGAAUAUGUGAGUUCGGAACCUGAAUUUGACUCAGGGUCUCCUUAUCAUUCUAGACAAAGCAGCUACAGUACUAUUGUGUAAGCAGCUAUAGUAAUUGUACGAAUUGUAUGAUUCUAAAGUAUCAGCUACAAUGCCAUUGUAUAAUAGCAGCUCAGUGUAAUAGCACAUAUAGUAUAUAUUGUACUAUCUUGAGAAAGGUUACUCUAUAGUUACUCCCGCCGUUUAUCCGCACUUGGUCGUAAAUUAAGAAUUUAGCUAUUUUUCCCAAUAAAAGUAUAGACCCAAUCAACUUAGAACUUCAAAAACAAGCUUAGAACAUUCCAGUGGUCAUACCGAGUUCCUCUAAUAAAAUUUGAGGCAAAUCGGUCAAGGGGUUCCUGAGUUAUGAUCGGACAAACAAACUAACUUUAUAU